AUGAAGGCCUACUACUACGACGAUCUCCCCGGUGACCAGCGCCUCCCCCACGACUCUGGCCGGGAGGUGGACGUCGAUGCUCUCCUUGCGCUCGGUGUUUAUUACUAUCACCUUCCUGAGCUCCAAAGCGUCAACGAGUUGGCCGAGAAGCGCGGAUACAGGAAUCGGGACGAAAUCAAGGUUUCUCCCAAGACGAUGGGCGACGUGUAUGAGGAAAAGGUCAAGAUGUUUUUCCUGGAGCACCUACACGAGGAUGAGGAGAUUCGGUACAUUCGCGACGGUCGGGGCUACUUUGACGUCCGCAGCAAGAACGACGAGUGGGUGCGCGUCCAGCUUGACAAGGACGACCUGCUCAUCUUGCCGGCCGGCAUCUACCACCGCUUCACUACCGACGAGGACAAUUUCGUCCACGCCAUGCGACUGUUCAAGGACGAGCCUAAGUGGACUGCUCUGAACCGCGACCCCAAGCUGGACGAGAACACACACCGGCAGCAGUAUGUGAAGGAGUUUCUAGCCCAGUACCGUUUUCGACGUACAGCAGAAUUAGGUAGCUGUCGAGCCUCCUCACCACCCUCAACUCCAACUCUUGUUCCUCAUCCUAACUUCGCCACCGCCUUCACCCCAACACAGCGACAAUACUCCCAACUUCGUGCACACCUACCCUACCUUGGCCGGGGCUCUAGGGGCAAGAUGGAUACACGCACUGAAGCGUCUGACGCGACCGAUGCGUCGGGAAAGCCGCGGCCUCAGCUACCAACAAGCUGCGAUCCGCCGCAUGGCAGCACUUCGUCGCGACAACUAGUCUGGAUUGUCUUUGGAGGCACCGGUCACAUGGGCCGCUCACUUGUCAAGUGUGCCCUUUCGCGCGGCGACCUUGUGACGUCGGUUGGUCGUGUCUUCGAGACGACCCCGAGUGAAAUGGCGGGCAUCCACGAAAACUGCCUCGGGGCGUUGUGCGACGUCCGCGCCCGAGACUCAGUCUGCCGCGUCGUGGAACGUACGCUCACUCACUUCGGGCGCAUCGACGUGGUCGCCAACUGCUCAGGCUACGGCGUCAUCGGCGCCUGUGAGGAUCAGGACGAGCACGAUCUACGAAACCAGUUCGAGACGAACUUCAUGGGCACUCUCCACAUCAUCCAUGCGACGCUGCCCUACUUUCGGCGGCAGAAUGGAGGUCGGUACCUCAUUCUCAGCUCGACAUCUGGGGCAUUAGGCGUCCCAGGUCUUGGUCCUUAUUGUGCCACCAAGUAUGCUGUUGAGGGCCUCAUCGAGGCAAUGCUUUACGAAACAGACGCGUUCAACAUCAAAGCCACCCUCAUUGAGCCUGGCCACGUCCGGCGUGAUGAGCCCGAGACCCCAAACAACCCGCUGCCGACAUGGGGUCACUUCCUCAUUAAACCAGCGAGUGAGGCAUACGGGCAUGCGACGUCGCCUGCCCUCCAUGCCAAGAGAAUGGUACAAUGGCUUGGCGAUCGCCAGCCGACAAGUGCUGUCAAGUGUGCUGAGCUGAUCUGGCAGCUGGCUCACUGCUCGUACCCACCACUACGAUUACUGUUAGGGAGCUACGCCAUUGAGAGCAUUCGUGACCGUAUGAGAUCGGUGACGGAGGAACUAGAGGACUGGAAGCACCUCAAUUUCCCAGCCGCACCAGAAGACGAGAAAGAAGGAGGCGAGGACAUGGUCGACGGUGCGCCAGAGUCAAUGUCGUAA
Messenger RNA from Ilyonectria robusta, 1710 nucleotides. RefSeq lists its product as uncharacterized. Bases 1 to 1710 code for a protein of 569 amino acids. The transcript is spliced from 5 exons. Gene Ontology annotation, molecular function: acireductone dioxygenase [iron(II)-requiring] activity. Lineage: Eukaryota; Fungi; Ascomycota; Sordariomycetes; Hypocreales; Nectriaceae. The record is from RefSeq and is a predicted model, not a curated record.